Messenger RNA from Lates calcarifer (barramundi perch), 860 nucleotides. Its product is annotated as receptor-transporting protein 2. The coding region runs from base 105 to 584 and encodes 159 amino acids. The transcript has 2 exons. The record is from RefSeq and is a predicted model, not a curated record. Lineage: Eukaryota; Metazoa; Chordata; Actinopteri; Centropomidae. Gene Ontology annotation, molecular function: olfactory receptor binding. Gene Ontology annotation, biological process: protein targeting to membrane; protein insertion into membrane.
AACUCUCUGUGGGCAGGUUGUCAUCCUCAUAAGCUGUUUGUUUACUGAACAGAUCAGCUGGUAGACCUUUGCGUCUUUAGCCACCAGCACCUCUGGCACGCAGGAUGGCACACGCAGAGUGGACACAUAUAUUCCACACUGAAGCGAAUAAUCUCCUGCAUGGAGACACCUGGCAUCUGGAGUUUAAUUCCUCGAUUGAACCAGAGCAACCAGAGUAUGGAUGGAAGGAAUACAUCAGAAACACAAGUGCAAGAUUUCAGUGCACCCAGUGUCGAAGAAGCUGGCCUUCCAACCGAGUGAUGGUGGUCUUCCACAUGCGUCUAAUACACGGGAAGGGCACCGUCAAAGUGAGGCGCUUCCGGCAGAACUGCAAGAUGUGCACCAAUGCCCCAAUGGAAGAUCCCAGCAUCAUUUCAGAGAACAUCACCACCCUCAUGAAAAAUCUGGUGAAGAAGAUAAGAAUAAAGUGCUACAAUGAAGACCUGGAGAAAGGCUUCCAUCAUCCCAGGAGGUUUGAUGUUAAAAGUCCUCAUGAGCCUGAGCACUGUGAGGCAUGUAAAAAAGGCAUCUGUACAAGAGAGUGAGCUGAACUUUCUGAUUGCUGUUGACCUUCCAAUAAUUUAUCAAAGGUUAAUAUAAGAUAAGAAAUAUGUUAAUAUUAUUAUUGUGAUGUUUUGUUUUUCUGUUCUGUUGAGAUCUGUUCAGAGAUUCUCACUGACAAAAAUAGCAACUGCAUCAGGACUUUCCCCUUCGCUGAUCUUUUUUCAUUGUAUUGCUUUCUAGCACAUAGACACUGUUGAAUAAGCAUGUGCAUGUAACUUAAAAAAUAUUGUAACUAUUAAAAAUUAUAAUUGAAAUGA